UUCUUCUCUCAUCUCGGCACAACACAAAAAGUUUGAAAAAAGAUGGCCUCUCGACACAGCUUGGUAUUUUUCUUUCUCCUCGGUUUAUUCACCGUCUUAAUAAGUCCGGCUAUCUCUUCUCGCGUCUUGUCCUCCACCAAGCGUCCGGUCAACGUUGACUCUCGCUCUUCCAUUGCUUCCUACUGUGAGAGCUGGAGAUUGGCCGUCGAGACCAACAAUGCUGGAACAUGGAAGGUGGCUCCAUCCAAAUGUGUUAGCUCCACUGAAACUUAUUACAGCGGAGGCCAGUUCGACAACGAUUACAAUGUACUUGCUCGUUACGCUCUCGCCUUUGCUAAGACAGUAAAGAUUGGUGAAGAUGGCAAGGAUGCAUGGAUCUUCGACGUUGAUGAGACGCUUCUCUCGAACCUCGAGUACUAUAAGGCUAACGGUUAUGGGUCUGAGCCGUACAACUCCAAGAAGUUCCAUGAGUGGGUGGCACAAGGUACAGCCCCAGGUUUUGAUGCGAGCUUGAAACUGUACAAAGGUCUCAAGAAGCUUGGUUUCACUAUCAUUCUGCUAACUGGCCGAGAUGAGGCCCAGAGGAGUAUUACCGAGAAAAAUCUCCGGGAGGCCGGUUACUCCGGCUGGGAACAUCUCCUCCUGAGGGGUCAUGAAGAUCAAGAAUAUCUUUCGAGUUUCGAUGUAGUUGUUGCAAAUUGA
This is a messenger RNA of Eruca vesicaria subsp. sativa (arugula), 702 nucleotides long. NCBI's taxonomy places the organism in Eukaryota, Viridiplantae, Streptophyta, Magnoliopsida, Brassicales, Brassicaceae. The record is from the annotation of a GenBank genome assembly.